AUGACACCAUACCGCUAUCAGACCGCUCUCAAAACGCUAGGCAGCAAUGACUCUUAUCGAAAUCACGCGGCCGACGACAAGCGAGCUGUCGUCACGUGUGGUGCCGCUCGGGCCAGCUCCGUACGUCUAUAUAAGCCUGGCCCCCGCCCUCCCACCUCCACUUCUCUUAUCCACUCCACUCCACUCCAGUCCAAUCUUCACGGCCUGUCUCUCACUCUCAAAGCCAUUAUCGCUCUUGCUCUACAAGACCUCAACUCCACUCUAUUCAACCACGAGCGAAGUCUUCGACUCGCUCCUUCCGGUUUGGGUGCCAAUCAAAACAACGGGCUUCACCUUCACCCACAACAUGUGCCUCACCUCACCGGCACCCUCGAGCAACGCCAUGGCUACAUCCACCGCUCUACCUCCAUGAGAGCAUCACGCUUUCUAAGCUCUCCAAGACACUUCUAUGAGACGUCACAUCAUGCCCUCUGCUCAAUGAGCUCGAGUUCACCAAUGACGUCGACGCGGCACUAG
Molecule: messenger RNA, 516 nt
Organism: Trematosphaeria pertusa
Lineage: Eukaryota; Fungi; Ascomycota; Dothideomycetes; Pleosporales; Trematosphaeriaceae
Exons: 2
Coding region: 1-516 (171 amino acids)
Source: RefSeq, a predicted model, not a curated record